AUGCCUUCGGCAUCCUCAAUUUUUGCAGUGUAUGCCUCGUUAUCGACAUUUGUUAUGCUGCUUCAAACUGUGUUGAAUCAACUCAUGCCCUAUCAAGUGCAACAUUAUAUUUGGUCCAUAAUUAAGCGAUACCUAAUGACUCUACCCUCUAAUGCCACCGUAGUCAUUGAAGAAAGGGAUGGCGUGUCGAGCAACGAAGUGUACAAUGCUGCUGAAAUCUAUCUGUCCACAAAGAUUAGACAAAAUAUCGAUCUCUUUAAGGUUUGCAAGCCUCAUAAUGACAACAAUAUCAGUGUGAAGUUUGCUCAACGUGAGAAAAUAAUCGAUUUCUUUGAAGACAUUGAGCUUCAGUGGAUAUAUGUUUCCGAGGAUAGAAAAACGAGUUACAAGGUAAUUGAUGAAGAGACUGACAAUAUUCUUUCCAUAUCCGAGAAAAAAUACUUUGAGCUGAGUUUCGAGAAGAAGUACAAGGACAGGGUAAUCGACCUUUACUUGCCUUUCAUGCUUGAAAAGGCCAAGUCCAUUCGAGCAGAAAGAAAGGUGGUCAAGUUGCAUACUUUAGGAACUUAUUCGUCCUCAAGUGUGUGGGAUUCUGUUACCUUCCAACAUCCUUCAACUUUUGACACCCUUGCAAUGGAUACGAAGAUUAAGAAGAGUGUCAUUGAUGAUUUGGACAGAUUUGUCCGAAGGAAAGAGUUCUACAAGAAAGUGGGCAAAGCUUGGAAAAGGGGGUACUUGUUGUAUGGCCCUCCAGGGACGGGCAAAUCUAGCCUGGUUGCUGCAAUGGCUAAUUACCUCAAAUUUGAUGUUUAUGACUUGGAGCUUACUAAUAUAAAGCGUGAUUCGGAUUUGAGAAGAAUGUUACUGAGAACUGCAAAUAGAUCCAUACUUGUGAUUGAAGAUAUCGACUGCAGCGUGGAAUUGCCGGAUAGAAAUGGGCCUACGUAUGCAUAUGGACAUGGACAGGCUCGUGAUCUUCAGUUCACACUCUCUGGACUACUGAACUUCAUAGAUGGCUUGUGGUCUAGCUGUGGGGAUGAGCGGAUUAUCGUGUUCACUACCAACAACAGAGAAAAACUAGAUCCAGCUUUGCUGCGCCCCGGGCGCAUGGACAUGCACAUUCACAUGUCUUAUCUCACAGAAGAUGGAUUCAAGCUCUUGGCCUCCGCUUAUCUUAGGAUUCAGGGGUACCAUCCGCGAUUUGCGGAGAUCAAAGAAUCAAUAGAGAGUAUGGAAAUUACUCCUGCAGAAGUUGCUGAAGAACUAAUGAAGAGUGAUGAUCCCGAUACUUCUCUUGAAGGUCUAGUUAAUUUUUUAAAGUGCAAAAGGAUCGAAAGCAGCCUAACGAAGGAUAAAGGAAUCGAAGUCCAGAAUAUAAAAAGACUUGCAUCUGAUGACAGUGAUCUUGAAGGUUUGACAGACUAA
Molecule: messenger RNA, 1425 nt
Organism: Fraxinus pennsylvanica
Lineage: Eukaryota; Viridiplantae; Streptophyta; Magnoliopsida; Lamiales; Oleaceae
Source: the annotation of a GenBank genome assembly